Messenger RNA from Dipodomys spectabilis (banner-tailed kangaroo rat), 628 nucleotides. It is a transcript of the gene Srp14, whose product is annotated as signal recognition particle 14. Bases 68 to 400 code for a protein of 110 amino acids. Lineage: Eukaryota; Metazoa; Chordata; Mammalia; Rodentia; Heteromyidae. The record is from RefSeq and is a predicted model, not a curated record. The transcript has 5 exons. Gene Ontology annotation, cellular component: signal recognition particle, endoplasmic reticulum targeting. Gene Ontology annotation, biological process: SRP-dependent cotranslational protein targeting to membrane. Gene Ontology annotation, molecular function: 7S RNA binding; endoplasmic reticulum signal sequence receptor activity.
CGCAGGCUCGACUUCCGCCCCGAACUGUUUGGGGCUUUGGCUGAGCGGUGGGCCGCGGCGCGCCGCCAUGGUGCUGUUGGAGAGCGAGCAGUUCCUGACGGAGCUGACCAGGCUGUUCCAGAAGUGCCGCCCGCUGGGCAGCGUGUUCAUCACCUUGAAGAAGUAUGAUGGCCGAACAAAACCCAUUCCAAGGAAGGGUUCUGUGGAGGGUCUUGAGCCUGCAGAAAACAAGUGUCUGUUGAGAGCUACCGAUGGGAAGAAGAAGAUCAGCACUGUGGUGAGCUCCAAAGAAGUGAAUAAAUUUCAGAUGGCUUACUCAAACCUGCUCAGAGCUAACAUGGAUGGGCUGAAGAAGAGAGACAAGAAGAACAAGAAUAAGAAGGCCAAGACAGCCCAGUGAAGGCCACCUGACUCCACCAUUACCAGAGAACUACAGAACUGCUAUUUCUCCUUUUUCCCCACAAAGUUACGUUUCUCAUUCCUCCACUGCAGCUGUUGUCCUGGGAGAAAGGCUGGGAUGUUUUUAGGUGGGAAGCCAGUGUAUUUGGGAUCUGCACUGCAUGGGUGUGUAUUCCUGUGAAAUUUCUCUGUGAAGAGCAAUGUAUCAUUAAACCUGUUUAGUACUGAU